Messenger RNA from Penicillium antarcticum, 1158 nucleotides. RefSeq names its product intradiol ring-cleavage dioxygenase. Bases 1 to 1158 code for a protein of 385 amino acids. The record is from RefSeq and is a predicted model, not a curated record. The transcript has 3 exons. Lineage: Eukaryota; Fungi; Ascomycota; Eurotiomycetes; Eurotiales; Aspergillaceae. Gene Ontology annotation, molecular function: iron ion binding; oxidoreductase activity, acting on single donors with incorporation of molecular oxygen, incorporation of two atoms of oxygen.
AUGGUUCAACUUACUUCCGCCCUCGCCAUCGGCCUUAUCGGUCUGACGGCUGUUGUCUCUGCUCAUCCCGGCCAUGAUGUUCAUGCUGAGGCCGCCGAGCGUGCUUCUUUCCUGAAGAACGCCAAGGUUCACCAGCGCAGUCUCGCGCAGUGUGCCUCCAAGCUCAAGGCCCGUGGCCACGAGAACGCCAACGUCGUUCGCCGUGCCAACCGUGUCAAGGCUAUCCGCCAGAAGCGUGGUCUGCAGCACAAUGCCCACUUCCACAAGGCCCGCUCUUUCAACAGCGUCCUGAACACCGACCACAACUCUACUCUUGUUGGUGUCAGCGCUUCCACCGACCCCGCCGUCCUGUUCGGAUCCGAGGCUACCUGCAUCCUCGGCCCCGAUGUCACUGCGGGCCCUUACUACGUCACCGGCGAGCUCAUCCGUGAGAACAUUGUCGAGGACCAGGAGGGUGUCCCUCUCUUCAUGGACAUCCAGUUGAUCAACACUAACACCUGCGAGCCCAUGCCUGAGAUCUACACCGACCUCUGGCACUGCAACGCCACCGGUGUCUACUCCGGCAUCGUUGCCAGCGGUAACGGUGACUCCUCCGACGAGACCAACAUCGAGAGCACCUGGCUCCGCGGUAUCCAGCCCAGUGAUGAGAACGGUGUCAUCUACAUGGAGUCUAUCUUCCCCGGCCACUACACUGGCCGCGCUAUCCACAUCCACGUUCUCACCCACCCAGUCAAUGAGACAACCGUUAAUGCCAACGGUACCAUCUCCGGCCUGUACAGCUCGUCCUCCUCGCACAUCGGCCAGAUCUUCUUCGACCAGGACCUGAUCACCGACGUGGAGAAGACUGCCCCUUACAACACCAACACUCAGGUGCUGACCACCAACGCCGACGACUGGAUCCUCGCCGAGGAGGCUGACACCAUUGACCCCUUCAUGGAGUACGUCUACCUCGGUGACUCUGUGUCGGACGGUAUCUUUGCCUGGAUCUCCAUGGGUAUAGACCCCACCGAGGACAAGAGCGUUACCCCUGCUGCUUACUACACAGAGGAGGGUGGUGUUGAGAACGAGAACUCUGGCUCCGGUAUGGAUGGCUCUCCCCCUGGCAUGUCUGGUUCUUCUACCACGGCCGCUGCCGGUAGUCGCCGCACCACCUCUUAA